AUGCAGAAAUAUCAAGUGUGUGGUAGUCGGGGAUGUAACUGUAGGGAAAACGUCUCUUUGCAUCUGUUACCAAACCAAUACCUUCCCUGA
Molecule: messenger RNA, 90 nt
Organism: Staurois parvus
Lineage: Eukaryota; Metazoa; Chordata; Amphibia; Anura; Ranidae
Source: the annotation of a GenBank genome assembly